CCUCACCAGACUGGUUACAGACGUGUUUCAUUCCCUGUGUCUCCACUGUCACACUUGCUGCUGCUCCUUCACCCCUGGACAUGAGGACAUGGUUUCCCGACCGUCUGGUCCUGGUCCUCACCCUUGCCACUAUCGUACUGUGGCUGGGUUCAACCUCAGCCCAAGGAUACAACUCCACGGCAGUUAAAUCUGGACGGUGUCCACGGAGACUGGUGGUAGCAGUGUCAAAGCGUGGAUGCAAGUGUGAUGAAGACUGCCCUGGCCCGGACAAGUGCUGCGUGUAUGAUUGUGGUGCAGUCUGUGUGCCUCCAGCAUUCAGUAAGCCUGGGAUCUGUCCUCGAAGACAUAGAGGAGUUGGAGUAUGUGCUGAAUAUUGUACAGAUGACAGUGACUGCCCAGAUGAUGAGAAAUGCUGCAGCAAUGGGUGUGGACACACAUGUACCACUCCUCAACAAGUGAAACCAGGAAGGUGCUCCUUGCCCCGAGGAACUAAGAUGUGCGCUGAGUUCUGCCAACAUGAUGGAGACUGUCCAGAGGAGCAGAAAUGUUGUAAAACUACCUGUGGGCAUGCCUGUACUGAGCCCUGUUAAAGCCCACCACACAUAUUUGCAUGCCUCAUCAAUGUUGUUAAGAGGUUUCUUUGUGCCAUAUUCUAGCCAUUAAUGCCAGAUUACUAAUCUGUCACUGCGCUUUUAAAUUCUAUUACUGCUCUUCUACAACUCUGCUAGUGCCCAAUUAUUGCUAUGUUUGUGUGGCCUGUUAUUGCCCUGUGGUCCAAUUGUACUGUCUGUUUUCCAGCAGGACCCUAUUAAAACUAUAAGUGCCUCCCCAUUUUGUUAGUACCCCAUGAUUACAUUGAAUAAUACCUGCUGGAGUCCUGUUAGGCUCUCUCUCGAGUCCUACUAGAGUGCUGCUGUAAAUCUGGUGGAGAUCUACUGAAGUCAGUAAAGGAUCUCACUAAUCCAUCUGUAAUGCCACCAGAUCAUAGCCUCCUCCUGGAGCACUGACCCAACUCAACAACCUCAUCCCAUUGUUGGAUGUUCACAACCGAGGCAAGUUUCUGCUUCAUAGAACAGAGACUGCUGACAGACAUGGAUAUAUCUGGAACUGUUUAAACAAAAGUAUUAAAUCUUUUAUUUGCA
Molecule: messenger RNA, 1142 nt
Organism: Hypanus sabinus (Atlantic stingray)
Lineage: Eukaryota; Metazoa; Chordata; Chondrichthyes; Myliobatiformes; Dasyatidae
Gene: wfdc2
Product: WAP four-disulfide core domain 2
Exons: 4
Coding region: 81-590 (169 amino acids)
Biological process (GO): innate immune response; antibacterial humoral response
Cellular component (GO): extracellular region
Molecular function (GO): peptidase inhibitor activity
Source: RefSeq, a predicted model, not a curated record